AUGAAUCGGCGUGGUGGAAGCGUCAGGUAUGACGCAAAGAAAAUGACUAUGCGGAAGUUUAUUAACUUUGAUAGUGACAUAGCGUCAAGAUUUGAUGAUGAGGACGAGGGUACUACUAUUCAGCCACAGCGUCAUUUACGUUCGGUUCGUUGUCGCAUUAGUCCCAGAGAAGUGAUUGUUUACAACUCGUUGUUAGGCACUGCUGAAUCGCUUAUAAUCAGAAAUUAUUUGGAAAAUAGAAGGGAUCAUCAGUUACAGCGGGGUGCAGGAGGCUCAUCUGCAGCGUCAGGAGUUAUUUUAAAUUUAAUUAAGGUUCCCCGAGGUGCAACUUUUGGCAAAGAUUACAUCUUGCAAGUGAUUGGACAGUAUGUAGAUGACUUUAAGCCUAUAUUAUUAAAAGUUGAAAGAAACGAUUUAGUAUUUUUCGUUGAGGAUGACGAGACUGCCCAAGCAAUUAAAGCCAUCUCGCGUCGUGUUAGGCACCCGCAGUCAAAUCAGCCUAUUUCAUUUUUAGUCAGUCGGGUUCCGGCAGGGUUUUCUUCCAUAGGAGCCAAUGAAAAAAGAUUGAUUUUGGAAGUUAUGCAGUCUCGCUAUAAAGCUGAUGAGCACUCUCUAGAUCUUAGCGAGUUUGGUUUGGAUCCAGCUUUUCGCGCAGAGGGUAUGAUUAUAUCGUUAAUUCGCAAUAGUGUCAUGAUGGCAGUAGUGGAUUUGAUCGACAAACAUUUUGGUGACGUGACCGCCUUGAGUGUUAAAUUGAGUUUCUUUUCUGUUAUAUUAUCUAUAUUGCGUUUUUUGGACUACUUUGCAAAUCUAACUUAUCGUAUAAAAAAUCUGCAAGUUCUUGAUUUAUCAUCUAAUCAGAUUGAUCACAUAGCGGAGCUAGAGAAGCUGAAGGGAUGGCCAGUGCACACGUUUUACUUUGAAAAUAAUCCGAUUUGCACUACAUAUGCGUCAGCUGAAGCAUAUACGAGUGCUGUGCAUCGUGUCUUCCCGAAAGUUACAAUCCUCGACGGUAUUCCGACUCAGAGGACAGGAGAUUUAGGAAUGCCGAGUUUGGAUGAUGACCAGUACAAAAUCCCAGCGUCGAAGCCUUCAUAUUAUGGCAGUGAGGAGCGCCGAUCGUUAAUUGAAGCUUUUGUCAUGGAGUUUAUAACUGCUUACGACGAUGCAGACCCGAACAAUCGCAAAAACCUCAUAAACGCUUAUGAGCAAAAUGCCUCGUUCUCAAUGAUGGCAGAAAACCUCCCUGAUGCGAGGGAUAAACGGCCAUACUACGAGUUAGUCAUUGUUUGCAUUUUGGACCUGAAUUAUAAAACUUAUCGAAGUAGUUCUCAUAAUAUAAAUUAUAUGGACAAGUGGGAACGGUAUAGAGAGAAAAUCUUGCAGAAGGGUGCGAUGGAUAUAGUUGUUGAACUUAGUAAAUUACCACGGACGAGGCAUCUUGUUGAAACAUUUAUGUUAGAUAUAUCUAUGGCAACGGAUAAAGUCAUGUGUUUUGCAUUGCAAGGGUUCUUUCAAGACGGACGGGAGGACUUUACAGAGGAUCUGAAGUUCUUUUGCCGUAAUUUUGUUGUCAAAUGUAAAGGGGAAGGGAAGGUCGCUGUUCUUAGUGAUAUGUUAUUUAUAAGUGGAGUUUUUGCCGAACGCGUUCAGCGAUAUAGAGCUUUACUAUCUGGUUUGUUAAAGAUGCCGCCAAAUCUUGAUGCAAGAGAGCCGGCAGUUACUGGGGGAUCUGGUAGUAAUUCUGCUUCAACGUCUGCUGGUGUGCAACAGUUGAAUCCAACUCCCCAACAGUUGGCUGCUGCUGGAGAUGUAAAUAUGCAACAGCAAAUGAUUGAAGCGUUCUGCAGAGACAGCAGUAUGAAACCCGAGUGGUCACGGAAAUGUUUAGAAGAUCAAAACUGGGACUACUCUGUAAGUGCAAUGCACCAAACAGCAGGACAGGCUUUUCUUGCAGUACGCGACAAAAUACCUUCAGAAGCGUUUCAGAAUCCAUAA
Molecule: messenger RNA, 1998 nt
Organism: Enterobius vermicularis (human pinworm)
Lineage: Eukaryota; Metazoa; Nematoda; Chromadorea; Rhabditida; Oxyuridae
Source: the annotation of a GenBank genome assembly